UAACUUGACUUUCGACUUACACUAGGAAUAGGAAAAAAAAACAGGGUUAUAAAGGAGGUCGGAACUCCAUCUCCUAGGGUUCAAACUCAGUAGAGAACAUAAUUCUGCAAGAUCUAUAGUCGACGAUCUGAGAAGAUGCCUCGUGAUUGGGCCAAUCUGGACACUGAUUUGAUCGGAGCAAUUGUGAAGCGCCUUAGAAUCGAAGACCAUAUCCGUCUCCAAGCUGUUUGCAAGGGAUGGCUAUCUGCGUUGAAAGAGAGCACUUUUCAACCCCAACCCCAUCGGCAAAUUCCUUGGUUGGCCCUGCCAGAUGGCAAUAGCGAUACCUGCCGCCUUUACAGUUUGACUGACAAGAAGAUUCAUCACAUAGAGUUACCCGAGAUUCGGGAGAGGCGAUGCUGCGGAACUGCUCAUGGUUGGAUGGUUAUGGUAGAUAACAGCGCCAAUGUGUUGUUGCUCAAUCCACUCACCAGGUCACAAAUUCCACUCCCACCUAUUACAACUUUUCCUGAGAUUUCUGAAAUUGGUGAAGGAAAAUAUUAUUAUCCGAGUGACAUGCAGAUUGAGAUGCAAAGUGGAGAAUUCGUAAAAAAAAGUUUCCUUGAGAAGGUAGUUUUAAGUGGUAACCCGUCUCUUGCUAAAGAUUACGUUGUCAUGGCUAUUUACGGUAAUAUGCAGCGUUUGGCCUUCUGUAAGGAAGGAGAUGACAAAUGGACUUUAUUAGAACAUGAAGAUCAAACUUUCUUCGAUGUCGUCUAUUGGAAGGGAAAUUUCUAUGCUACAAAUUCCACUGGACGAGUUGCUGUUUGUGAUUUGGCGGGUCCAGUCCCUAAGGCAAGAAUAUUUAUGAUUCCUCAACCUAAAAUUGUAGGGUCACAAAAUUACCUAGUACCCUCAGGUAACGAAUUAUUAUUAGUUUCCAAGAAGUUAAAAGUACGUUCCCGUGAUAUGAAUGAUAUUACUAGUUGGAAUCUUAAUGAUGUUGAUGAGCACCAUAAUGAGUAUGGUGACAAUUAUGAUCAUGAAGAGGAAGUUUAUGGGAAUGCUAAUUAUGAUGACCACGAGGAUGAUGGGGUUGAUAACAUAGAUAUAGUUGAAGAGAAUCCUAAUUAUGAGGACAACGAUGAUGAUGACAAUAACUGGGAGAGUGAUGAUAAUGAGGACGAAGUUGAUGACUAUGAUAAUAGAGUUUUCUUGUACAAAACAGAGGAGUUCAGAGUUUUUAAGUUGGAUGAGGAGAAACUAUUUUGGGUCAAGGUUACCAGUCUCGAUGAUCGUAUAUUAUUUGUCGGCUAUAACUUUGGUUUAUCUCUCUCCGCUAAUGACUUUCCUGAGUGCAAAGCUGAUCAUAUUUAUUUCACAGACGACAGAAGUCACAUAUGGAAUGACCACAUUGUUGGCGGCCAUGAUUUGGGAGUCUACAGCUUGAAAAAUGGAGAAAUCGAGCCUUUCCCAUGCUGUCCAGAAUCUACUUGGUUAAUUUGGCCACCACCCUACUGGGUGACUCUUUCACCCUACUAGACCGAUUCAGUUAAAUGUCUAGGCUAAUCUUCGUGGUGGGUGGGGAAGGUUCCCUCUUCCCAAGCUUAGCCUUAGUUCCAGCAUAUGUGUUGGAUCUUCUGUGUCGUUAUGUUCCAAAUGUUGCUUUGCGCAAACCUUAUAUGUUUAUUUUCCAGAAUCAUUAAUCUGUACAAGCAAAAUUUUAUAGUAUUUAUAUUUCCUUAAUAGAGCAUGAGCUUA
Tripterygium wilfordii is the source of this 1740-nucleotide messenger RNA. Its product is annotated as F-box protein SKIP23-like. The record is from RefSeq and is a predicted model, not a curated record. Lineage: Eukaryota; Viridiplantae; Streptophyta; Magnoliopsida; Celastrales; Celastraceae. Gene Ontology annotation, molecular function: protein binding. The transcript has a single exon. The coding region runs from base 136 to 1521 and encodes 461 amino acids.